Mycena indigotica is the source of this 2499-nucleotide messenger RNA. RefSeq lists its product as uncharacterized. The transcript is spliced from 13 exons. Gene Ontology annotation, molecular function: serine-type peptidase activity. Lineage: Eukaryota; Fungi; Basidiomycota; Agaricomycetes; Agaricales; Mycenaceae. Gene Ontology annotation, biological process: proteolysis. The record is from RefSeq and is a predicted model, not a curated record. Bases 1 to 2499 code for a protein of 832 amino acids.
AUGCUCACUCUGGUCUUGCUCUUGUCUGUCGUCGCCGCCAUGAACAUUGACCUUGACAUUCAAACCACUCUCACGACUGAGAAAGCCUCUUGGACUCUGGAAUUGUCUCGCACAUGGGAUGUCCUUGGACCGUUUCCAAUUCACGCCCGCGAACAACAUUUCCUUUCGCCAUCUUUUCCCAUCAAUAUCUCGGAGCCUCUUGACUUAGAGAAAACAUACCCUUCGGCAUAUGCAGACAACGGGACUGUUGGAUGGUCAACAGCGGAGGCCUCCGCCGAGGGUAAUCUCGCUAUAAGCUUCCCAGAUAUUCGUUGGUCUGAGCUUCGUGCGACGGAAGGUUGGAGCGCUUUACAACACCACGCUGUUCUCCACACGACCUUGACGGCUUACCCUCCAAUUGGAGUCACGAAUACUGCACCUCCUCGUUUGAUUUUGCAGCUGAUCCAAGGCGCUUAUGUCACUAUUCUCGACUCCAAAUUCGACUCUUUGGAGGCCCCAAAGACCAUCCCCCCCACACAAGAUAUCAAAUUGACAAUUGACAUUGAAGCUGUCACACCCAAUGUGCACUUGGAGCCUUCGCAAAACGUUAUUUGUGACUUUAUCGACGGACAUGCGUUUGGUGAUGCUCUCGGUGUGGGGCUGCACAGUGUAGGAGGCUGGUGGACCGUGCUUUCUGCCAAGGCGGAGAAUUUCUCCCUCGAGCUUACGCGGAAAGUGGUCCUGGCUCCUUCACAAUCUCGCAUCGUGCCUUUGCGGGUUCUUCAAACAGCGGAAUAUCCUGACUCGACAUUAAAUAUCACGCUCGUCGUUGCUUCAAAUGAAGGACGGGAAAUAGAAGUUGCUGUUACUCUCGCCGUGAAUCAGCUUACUUCUGAUGCUGCUUUCAUUUUUGCGUCUCAUUUCGCCGCUGGUGUGCCGAUGAUUUUCACGGCUAUUUCGCCGAUAUCGGAGAGCAGCGGGCCGCCAAUCCUGGCCUUACAUGGUGCUGGUGUGGACAUCGUAUCAAACUCUUUCUGGGCGGAGGCACUUCCGCGUCAGCAAGACAGAUGGAUCGUUGCCCCUUCUGGCCGCACGGCAUGGGGUUUGGAUUGGCACGGCCCCAGUGCAUUAGAAGCAUGGGCGUGUGUUGAUUCUCUGGUUUCAAUUCUUCGGUCAAGUAAACCCUCAAUGGCUUUAGAAUAUGGAACACCCGUUCUAUUGCUAGGCCAUUCCAAUGGUGGACAAGGGUCCUGGUAUCUGGCUUCGCGCUUCCCUGACAGAGUCAUUGGAGUGAUUCCGCAAGCCGCAUAUAUCAAGUCUCAAGCCUACGUCCCACUGACUAUGUCGCGAUCAGCUCACUUCAUCGAUCCCGCCGUUCGUGCCAUCUUGGAAACCUCGUUGACCCCGGAUGAUAACGACCUUUUCCUCUCCAAUCUCGUCGAUACCCCAAUUCUUGCGCUGCAUGGUGGCGCCGACGAUAAUGUACCAGUCUGGCACUCACGCGAGACUCUAAGUGUCCUCAAGACAUGGGACAGCGGAGUAAAUGCAACGUUCAGAGAGGAUCCUGGAAUGCCUCAUUGGUAUCCGGACAUCAUGAUAAACGACCGGGUGCAGUCUUUCAUCGAUCAAGUAUUCUCGUCUCAGUCACGUGCACCACCAAACACUUUUACCUUGACGGUAGCAAUCCCUACUGAGAGUGGAUCUCUACAUGGCUUCACGAUCGAGUGUCUGACUACUCCUGGCAGACUAGCGAGAUUGACGGUCCAUGUCAGUGCUAAUGGCCAACUGCAAGUGUCCUCGACCAAUGUCCAACGUUUCUCUAUUGCCUCGGGCAAAUGGAACUUGAGCACAAUCGUGAUCGAUAAUUCGCCACUGCUUCAUAUCGCGCCGGAUCUCGUUACUGCUACAUUUGAAAGGCUUAACCGCAAGUCCUGGAAGCUUGCCGACGCAAUCGAGGGUGCUGGCCCACAACCCUCGGGCCGGAUGCAGUCCUUCCUGACAUCGAAGGCACCUUAUCAUCUGCUCGUACUAGACGGUUCAAACACGCAGCACCUGUCUCUCGCUUUGCGGAUCGCUCAUGAUCUGAACACAUACCAUCGACUUGAUUCUGAGAUCCACGUUGGCCCCACCGACAUCGCACAGGAAGGAAAUAUUCUGGUGAUUGCCCAUACCAGUGACCCCCGGCUUGCCGAGCUUCUCCGAGAUCAACGAACCCCGUUCAAAAUAGAAAACAAGCAUCUCGCCCUGCGAGAAGCUGUGUUUGAUGAGCCAGGUUUAGGCAUUCUAUUCCUUCACCCUCACCCUCAAGAUCCAAAGGGACAGAUGCUAUUCUUGCUGUGUACAGAUGACGCAGGAUUAGAGCGCGCUGGAAAAUUGUUUCCGAUCCGAACAGGGGUUACCGUCCCCGACUGGCUUGUCAUCAGUAGUCGAGCAGAUCAGAUGGGUGCGGGCGGCAUCAUUGGCGCAGGGGUGUACGGAAAUAACUGGAGCUAUAACGACGUGGCCUCGUGGCUAUAUUGA